AUGGCGCACCAUACACCAUGGCUACGCUGGUGCCAUGUCGAGAUGGGACGAGCAACGAGCACCUAUCAGAUAGAUCGACCCCUUAAUCUUGAGCACGACACCCCUAGCACGACCCAAGCCAGCAGUGACAAGUCAAUUGACGAGGCAGAUCCGCUUGGCCACAGACCAGACAUGCAGACACAGCGUUGCGGUCAACACGCCGCAACGCAUCGCGCCACAGCGCACGAAGCUGCAGUGAACCAAAGCGGGACGCGUGCAGAUCACUCACCGGUCCGCGAGCGGCGCCAUGACGACCAGGUCGCCUGUGUCAGCUCACCGUUGACCAGCGACUGCCAGCCAGGAGCACGUCGGGCGCACCAAAGGAUACGAUGCGGGCGUGCGGAGCGCGGUGACCUUACCGGUAGGGCAGUAUUGCAGCGUCGCAGUUAUGCCAGACGUGGCGAGGCAGCAGUGGCAGCGGGGGAGUUGGGAGUCAGAGGGGCGAUGAUUCUACGUGAUCCUUCUAGAGUCUCGAAGCUGGAUGACUCGUGCGGCCUGGGCCGGCUGUUGUCGGCGUGGGUUUGCGGCAACUGCGAUCCCGACAACGCCACUCGGCGCUAG
This is a messenger RNA of Aplosporella prunicola CBS 121167, 600 nucleotides long. RefSeq lists its product as uncharacterized. The record is from RefSeq and is a predicted model, not a curated record. The coding region runs from base 1 to 600 and encodes 199 amino acids. Lineage: Eukaryota; Fungi; Ascomycota; Dothideomycetes; Botryosphaeriales; Aplosporellaceae. The transcript has a single exon.